GCUCCCGUGUCCUCUGCAUGGACUUCAUGUUUAUAACUCACCAUGGCCCCAGUCGUUUGGUAGCUGCCGCUGCUGCAGCCUGUGUUCGCUCCCAUGGCCGGAGCUGGCUACAAGUGUCCCGUCUCCCUUGCAGUGUUCAAGCGCUCUCUGUCGGUGGCGCCGCGCGGCUGCGGUGGGUCCGCUCCACGGUCCCUGCUGCCGGGCUGGAGGCUCGGGGAGCGCGGCCUGCAGGAGGCCGCCCGCCCCUCCAGCGCCGUGAGAGCCGCCAGGUUUUACCGACACAGCGCCUUCUCUUGUCUCUCCUGCCAGGAGUCCAUGAGCGACAGUCUGCGGACCUGCUACCUGUACCUGAACCAAACCAGCCGGAGCUUCGCCGCCGUGAUCCAGGCGCUGGACGGGGAGCUGAGACAUGCAGUUUGUAUUUUCUACUUGGUGCUGCGAGCGCUGGACACAGUGGAGGAUGACAUGACCAUCCCCCUGGACAAGAAAGUCCCCAUGCUGAAUAAUUUCCACACCUUCCUGUACCAGGACAAGUGGUGCUUCACCGAGAGCCAGGAGAAAGAUCGGCAGGUCCUGGAGGAUUUCCCCACGAUAUCACUGGAAUUCAGAAACCUUGCUCAGGAAUACAGAGACGUCAUCUCAGACAUCUGCCAACGUAUGGGAGUGGGAAUGGCCGAAUUCCUGGAGAAGAAAGUGGGAUCCAUGAAGGAGUGGGACCUGUAUUGCCACUAUGUGGCCGGGCUGGUCGGCAUUGGCCUGUCUCAGCUCUUCUCUGCGUCCCAGCUGGAGGAGCCUGAGGUGGGGCGGGACACCGAGCUGGCCAACUCCAUGGGCCUGUUCCUCCAGAAGACCAACAUCAUCCGGGACUAUCUGGAGGACACGCAAGUGGGACGAGCCUUCUGGCCACAAGAGGCUUGGAGUCAGUUUGCUGUUCGUCUUGAGGACCUGGCCAAGCCGGACAAGCUGGAGUCGGCUCUGUCCUGUCUCAACCUGCUGGUCACCGAUGCCCUGCGACACGUCCCAGAUGUUAUCGCCUACCUGUCGCGUCUGCGCAACCAGAGCGUCUUCAAUUUCUGUGCUAUUCCACAGGUGAUGGCGAUAUCUACAUUAUCAAAAUGCUACAACAACCCCAUGGUGUUCCAGGGAGUGGUAAAGAUCAGGAAGGGACAGGCGGUCACCCUCAUGAUGGAGGCCACCAACAUGAGAGCUGUGCACACCAUCAUCAGCCAGCACAGCCAGGAGAUUUUACAGAAGGUCUCCCUAACUGACCCGUCACGAGACAAGACUCUAGACAUCCUGGCUCUGAUCCGGGAGAAGUCCGCGCUGUCGCAGUCCACCCUCCCCUCCAGGACCCACCACCUUUCGCCUAUGUACCUGUCCGCCGCCAUGCUGCUGGCCGCCCUCAGCUGGCAGUACCUCAGCACCACUGCUGCUCAGGCCCAGGGCCCCGGCAACAUACAGGGGCAGUGAAACCCCUUCACCCUUAUCUUCCCUGGGGGGGCUACAGACUCAUAAACCCCCUCUGCUCACUCUAGAGGUCCGGCUCUCCUCUCACUCGAGGACCCUGACGCACCUUUUCCCUCACCUUCAACUCGUUGAUAUGGCCGUCACAGGACCAUGGACACACGUAGACUGCAGGGGGCGCUCUUGUAGCAGGAUGGUCUCAUUAGGUUUGACUGUGAUUUGUCCUCAUCCUACUGCAUCUGGAUUAAUUGUCACAGUGUUGUGUGGUUAUAUUCACCAGCAUAAAUAGCACAUUGAAACAAUUCAGGGGUGUUUUAUCAUCAUUUCAAGUUUACGCUGAUCAUGUGUUUCCUCUUUUUUUGGAAAAGUUUAAAACAUUUUGGACCCAUUGUUUGGAUUGAUUGAAAUUAUUGAGCAAAUGCGAAUAUUUCAUAUAAUAUUUCCUAUUUUCUCUUUUGAAUGAAAUGUUUAAAUAUGCUUAACACGACACUGCCUAUUUUAGGAUUUAGAAGAUGCAGUCACCAACCUUCAUCAAGUUUUAUUUUAAUAACUCAAAUCCUAUUUUUCAUGUCAAAUCAAUGUGAGCUUAAAGGAGACAUAUCAUGCUCAUAUUCAGGGUUAUUACUUGAGUAGGUUUACAUGCUCUAAUGUUUAGGAAACUUUCCUCACACUGUCCAUUACUGCAGCUCCUCUUUAUAGCCUCUGUCUGAAACGCCUGGUAGGAUUUACCUGGAUUUGUUAUGGGGUGUAUCGGACUCAUCAGGGCUGUUCGGAUGAACUUUCUCUAAUAUAAUUCAAAUAUUUAAAAAAGGUCUAUUCCAUUAUUCCAUAGUAUACAAUUCUGUUCCAGUGCUGUAAUUACUAUAAGAUUUUUUUUUUGUUGUUUAUAAAUUAGCUGACACUGCAGCCUCCGUGCCGAUGUACUGUGGCUUGAGGGCGUGCAUCGUGUCCACUGCUGCUAGCUCCGUCUCUAUGUUUAGCAAUGUAAUUCUAUUUAACACUUGUUCCGAGAAAGAGAAAGCGUGUGCGCACCAGAAAAAAAACAACUGUCCAUGAUGUUCUCUAGAGAUACAGACAUCGCAACCGCUCCUGGAGAAAAUAGACGUGAUCCUGAAUCUCCAGAGGAGCAGACUGAGACACGUUGCCGUAUACCUGGUGUAUGAUAAGAAUAAGAAAAAUGUAUAAAAAACAUUUAUAUAAUUUGAAUUUAAAAAAUGGUAAAUAAAGUAAGAAACUCGAACGGGAUUAUAGAGGAAGAGCCCUAGUGUGCAUUAAUAUGCAAAUCUCAGACUAUCGAGGAGGUGUUUUAGGAGCCUCAGUGUUUUUGGUGAGAGAGAGGAGUUUCCUCUACCAAGACUUUUUAACUUUUAAACAAACAUAAGAAAAAAACUAAAAAACACACUGGACAAAGGAAAUACUGAAAACCCAUAAUAUGUCUUCUUUAAUAUUCCACUUAUGUUUCUGUAGGAGAAACUCUACCUGUUACAGCAGUGCACUUCUCUCAUUAGCACUGUGUGUAUGUGCUGCAUAGAUGUGUGUAGCAUCCCAACCCUCUUCUGUCUUUGUUCGUUCUACUCCAGGUCCUUUGUAAUAGGAGGAAGAAAAGGAGGAAGAAGAAGAACAGUGUAAUUCUGAGGUUGCUUCGUCAGAUGUGGACUGUUGGUGUGAAUUGUAUUGAACAGAUAUAAUGUCUUUGAUGAUAUGUGAGAGAGAAACGCAUAUUGAGGCUGCUAUAGCUGAAGUGUCCUUAAAGCAGCUUUGGUGAGUAGAAAGGCCGGCACAGAGAAACCUUGCACCAAACCAAAGGAGAGCUACAAACAUUGCAAUGUAAUGUGAAACUUUGAUUUGUAUAUAUUUGAACAAAUAAAGAGUUGGAAUUAUGAAA
Molecule: messenger RNA, 3349 nt
Organism: Platichthys flesus (European flounder)
Lineage: Eukaryota; Metazoa; Chordata; Actinopteri; Pleuronectiformes; Pleuronectidae
Gene: fdft1
Product: farnesyl-diphosphate farnesyltransferase 1
Exons: 7
Coding region: 94-1470 (458 amino acids)
Biological process (GO): cholesterol biosynthetic process; farnesyl diphosphate metabolic process
Cellular component (GO): endoplasmic reticulum membrane
Molecular function (GO): squalene synthase [NAD(P)H] activity
Source: RefSeq, a predicted model, not a curated record